Molecule: messenger RNA, 2551 nt
Organism: Camellia sinensis
Lineage: Eukaryota; Viridiplantae; Streptophyta; Magnoliopsida; Ericales; Theaceae
Source: RefSeq, a predicted model, not a curated record
ACAUAGACCUGAGAGUCCGAUUUAUGCCCAUGCCAUGCUAUACCGACCACCAGUACACUACACACCCUGUCAAAAAGGAACGAAUCUAUCUUCUAAUAUAAUACUUGUAUCUAUCUGUAUCUACAAAGAAACUUCAACUAACAAGUCGUCUUCUUCCUCUCUCUCUCUCUCUCUAGAUCAGAAUUGCCUUGUAAGAACUGUCAAACAAAACUCAGUAGAGAGAGAGAGAGAGAAUUGUGGAGGAGAAAUGGGGGUUCCAACGGUGGGUAUUGAUGUGCUGAGUGAUAGGGCGGCCAUGAUGAGAGAGUCGUUGCUAAAGAGCCAAUCCAUCACUGACUCCGCCGUCUCCGUCCUUGGCUCCUUCGAUCACCGCCUCUCCGCUCUCGAGACCGCCAUGCGUCCCACUCAGAUUAGGACACAUGCAAUUCGGAAAGCUCAUGAGAACAUUGAUAAGACUUUGAAGGCUGCAGAGGUUAUAUUGGAUCAAUUUGAUCUUUUUCGUCAGGUGGAGGCUAAAAUACUUAAAGGUCCUCGUGAAGACCUGGAAAGUUAUCUUGAAGCAAUCGAGCAGUUAAGAAGCAGCAUUCGAUUUUUCAGCAACAACAAAAGCUUUAAGAGUAGUGAUGGGGUACUCAACCAUACAAAUAGUUUACUUUCUAAGGCUAUUUCAAAGUUGGAAGAGGAGUUCAAGCAACUCUUGUCAUCCUACAGCAAACCGGUGGAACCUGAACGUCUUUUUGAAUGCCUCCCAAGUGAAUUGCGGCCGUCACCAGAAUCACCAGGAAACCAAGGAAAUUCUAAUGGCAAGAAUAGUCACACUGAACACCACAACCAUAACCUGGAAAAUGCUGUUUACACGCUUCCUACUCUCAUAUUACCUCGGAUUUUACCAUUGCUACAUAAUUUAGCCCAACAAAUGGUUAAAGCUGGUCACCAACAGCAAUUGCUGAAAAUAUACAGGGAUACCCGUUCUUCAGUUUUGGAAGAAAGCCUUCUCAAAUUGGGAGUUGAAAAACUUAGCAAAGAUGAUGUUCAGAAGAUGCAGUGGGAGGUUUUGGAGGCUAAGAUUGGGAAUUGGAUUCAUUUCAUGCGGAUUGCUGUCAAACUAGUGUUUGCUGGGGAACGAAAAGUCUGCAAUCAUAUGUUUGAAGGCAUCGAUUCUCUCAGGGAUCAAUGUUUUGCUGAAGUUACAGCAAGUAGUGUUGCUGUGCUACUUAGUUUUGGAGAGGCGAUUGCCAAAAGCAAGAGAUCACCUGAAAAGUUAUUUGUGCUUUUAGACAUGUAUGAAAUAAUGCGAGAACUUCACUCCGAGAUUGAAACGCUUUUCAAAGGUAAAGCUUGUAGUGAAAUUAGGGAAUCUGCAUUGAGUUUGAUGAAGCAGCUUGCCCAGACAGCCCAAGAGACCUUUGGUGAUUUUGAAGAAGCGGUUGAAAAGGAUGCAACAAAAACUGCUGUGUUGGAUGGAACUGUUCAUCCUUUGACAAGCUAUGUCAUUAACUAUGUGAAGUUUUUAUUUGACUAUCAAUCAACCUUGAAGCAACUUUUUCAAGAAUUUGAGAAUGGAGGGGAAACAAAUUCUCAGUUGGCUUCUGUAACAAUGCGAAUAAUGCAGGCACUUCAAACCAAUUUGGAUGGGAAGUCAAAGCAGUAUAAGGAUCCUGCUCUGAAUAACUUGUUUCUAAUGAACAAUAUUCACUACAUGGUCAGAUCUGUAAGGAGGUCCGAAGCAAAAGAUUUGUUAGGAGAUGAUUGGGUCCAAAGACACAGGAGGAUUGUGCAGCAACAUGCAAAUCAGUAUAAGCGGAUUGCUUGGGCAAAGAUUCUGCAGUGCCUCUCUGUACCAGGCCUGAACUCAUCUGGGGGUAGUGGUAAUUCAGUUGGUGGUGAUGGAGGAAACAGUAGUGGAGCUUCAAGAACAAUAGUUAAAGACAGGUUGAAGACGUUCAAUAUCCAGUUUGAGGAGCUUCAUCAAAGACAGUCUCAAUGGACAGUUCCUGACACUGAGUUGCGUGAAUCUCUGAAGCUUGCAGUUGCUGAAGUCUUGUUGCCAGCGUACAGAUCUUUCAUCAAACGCUUUGGGCUUUUGGUUGAGAAUGGUAAGAACCCCCAGAAGUAUAUCAGAUAUACGGCAGAGGAUCUUGACCGAAUGCUCGGUGAAUUUUUUGAGGGGAUGAGUUUAAAUGAACCUAAGCGGUAGAUUCUGGCUUGAUCAAGUUGGUGGGGGAUAUAUUGGUCUUUUCGUUCACUACAAUAACCGUUAUGGAGGUCCCCUUUGUGCAAAUUUUCUUCAGUGCAGUGGUGGUAUCCUCUCUCAAUGCAGUGAUGAGAUGGGCAUGCCUACAACAUUUCAUCUACGUGUUACCAGGAAAAUAAGGAAAUUUUUUAGAAAUAAAUAAAGUAGGCGGCGGCACUAUAUGCAUUUGCUUUGUGAAAUGGGGGAAGCCUUUUGUAUCCUUAGUUGUUAUGUAUUUGUGAAAGCUUUGUGAGCUUUGUAUAAAUGACACUUACAGUGAUUUUUCCAGUUCUUAUCUGAAAUCAUGUGAUUUUAUUU